This is a messenger RNA of Drosophila montana, 1820 nucleotides long. RefSeq names its product glycerol-3-phosphate phosphatase. The coding region runs from base 199 to 1134 and encodes 311 amino acids. Gene Ontology annotation, molecular function: phosphatase activity. The record is from RefSeq and is a predicted model, not a curated record. The transcript has 3 exons. Lineage: Eukaryota; Metazoa; Arthropoda; Insecta; Diptera; Drosophilidae.
UGAGCGGUGGCAACGUCGGCGUCUGUGUCUUCGUUUACCCCUGCAAAGUGUUAAUCAUUUUGUAUUUUGCAGUUUUUAGUUUUAUGAUGCGUUAGUCGAGUUCGUCACAUUAGUUGAGUGCCGGACGUUCCAGCGACAGCCUCGAGCAGCACAAGCACAAGCAGCAGCAGCAGAAGCAGAAUAAGAAGAGGCAGCAACAUGGCAAACAAAAGCCCGCAGCACAUUUUGAAGCUCAGCGCUGAGCAGCGACGCCGCUUUGUUGACUCCUUUGAUCGGGUGUACAGUGACAUAGACGGCGUUAUCUAUACCCUGGAAGUGAAUGUGCCCAAUGCCGACCAGGCCUACGCGGCCCUGGAGCGCGCUGGCAAGCAGCUAACAUUUGUGACAAAUAACAGCGUACGCACUGUUAACCAAACUGUUAAGCGUUUUGCCAAGGCCAACAUGCAGGUGGAACCGCAGCAGAUCUGGCAUCCGGCUCAGACAAUGGUCUACUAUUUGCAAAGCAUCAAAUUCGAGGGUCUUAUCUACAUCAUGGCCUCGCCUCCGUUCAAGAAGGUGCUGCGCGAGGCGGGCUACCAGCUUAUCGAUGGCCCCAACCAGUUCAUUGACGACACCUAUGAGGAUUUGGCACGCAAUAUUUUUGACAAGCAGCCGGUGCGCGCUGUCGUCAUCGAUGUGGACUUCAAUUUGACCUCGCCCAAAAUGUUGCGCGCCCAUCUCUAUUUGCGUCAUCCCGAUUGCCUGCUGCUCGGCGGGGCCACAGACCGUUUGUUGCCCGUGGCAAAGGGUGUCAAUAUCAUUGGACCCGGCGCCUUUGCCUCCAUUCUGAUUGAGGCCAGCGGCAAGCAGGCAACGGUUCUGGGCAAACCGGGCCGCGCACUGGGCGAUAUGCUGAUCCAGCAGCACAAUGUUACCGUGCCUAGUCGUGUGCUCAUGAUCGGCGAUAUGCUUGCCCAGGAUGUGCGUUUUGGUCGUAUGUGCGGAUUCCAAACGCUGCUCGUUCUCACCGGCGGCUGUACGCUUGACCAGCUUCAGGCGGAGACCUGUCCCGAUCAUCUGCCCGACUACUAUGCCGACAGCGUGGCCGACUUUAUUCAAUUGCUUGCCGACAUUGCGCCCAAGGCGCAUGUCUAACGCCCACUACACUAACCAUAAGCAUUCGGGUUUGGGGCACGUAUUCGUAUCUGUAAACGGUUAAGGGUUAAUGUGUGCUACACAUCAAAAAUCUAUAUGUAUAAGUAGGUAGACUCGGAACGUAACCACCAUUGUGGUCUAUGUAACUAUUGCAUUCUAGUCCUGAGACCAGUCUGUGAGUCGUACCAAUAAGAAUUCUGUUUAAAAUUGAGAAAUGAAAAUAUCGUAAGAGUAAUUCCAACUAAAAAUAACUGCAAUAAUACUCCAAGAUUGAGCAAGAAAUUGUCGCGAACCGAACCAAUUUUGAUUGCGGUUCACCGCAAACAAAAUAUUGGAUUGGAUUGAGUCUUGCUUUAUAGAAAUUAUUUGUUAUAGCUAAGUAAAAUCGUUGAAUGUUUGCUCCUCCCUCCAAUCGCUGUUUACCUACAAUUCAUUUGUUUAUUAUUUACAUUAUUUGUUAUUGAUUAACAAAUUGGCAAAUUGAGGAUUCUGGAAAAUGAAUUGCUUUUUUGUUUAUAGACAAGUAACGUUUUUUUCACGCAUACGCGAAUAAAUGUUUAUCUUAUAAGAACGAUUUCUAUAUAUAUAUAUAUAUAUAUGUAUAUAAGCAAUAUGCACUUUAUUGGCUUCAACGGAUCUACUCGAGCUAUCUAUGUUUAAGACAAUACAGUAUAUAUUGAUGCCUA